CAUGUCUACAUUAGCAAAAGAUGAGAGUGAAUAUCGUUCUUCCUGCCUUUACGAAUAUCAGCAAUUCGACUGUGGAUGCGGAGAUGAUUCAUUAACAAUUCACUACGACCCAAAUGGUAUUCCCUACACAAUCCAGACUAGGCAGGCCGCUAAUGUUCGAGAAAGAAGGAGAAUGAUGAGCAUAAAUAGUGCUUUUGAAGAACUGAGAGUUCAUGUUCCUACUUUUCCAUACGAAAAACGGCUGUCAAAAAUUGAUACCCUCAAGCUGGCAAUCGCCUAUAUUGCACUUUUGGGCGACCUCUUAGAAGCUGACAUUCAUCCAGUUCAGUAUAUUGACACAUGUUUAAGAUCUGAAGAAAGAGAAUCGGUUUUGUGGAAUACAAGCGACUUAACCGCAAGAUUAUCAUGGAUAAACUGGCAAAAUUUAGGUGUGGAUGGGAGGCCCACAUUCGGGCCUUAUUCCUCAUAA
Messenger RNA from Dimorphilus gyrociliatus, 469 nucleotides. The record is from the annotation of a GenBank genome assembly. Lineage: Eukaryota; Metazoa; Annelida; Polychaeta; Dinophilidae.